GUGUGUGAGAGAGGGAGAGAGAGAGAGAGAGAGAGCAGGUGGUGCUGUAGACUGUAGCACUGUAUAUAGAGAGCUUUUUAAUGUGCAUGGGUGUAAGUUCAUGUGUGUGUAUGUGCGUGUGGAGUAGCCGUGCAGGAAGGAGCAGGGUGCCGCAGCAUAGGCAGGAUGGCAGAGAGCACUGAUUUGGACCAGCUGGAAAGUGCCUUUAAGAAGUUUGCUAUCCAUGGAGACACCAAAGCAACUGGAAAGGAGAUGAAUGGCAAAAACUGGGCCAAACUUUGUAAGGAUUGCAAAGUUAUUGAUGGCAAAAACGUCACGUCGACUGAUGUAGAUAUCGUCUUCACUAAAGUCAAGGCAAAGACAUCUCGGGUGAUCACGUACGAGGAGUUUCAGAAAGCUCUGGAAGAACUGGCCGUGAAGAGGUUCAAAGGUCAAAGCAAGGAAGAAGCGUUGCAGGCCAUCCACAAGCUGAUUGAAGGCAAAGAACCUACCAAUGUUGGCAUAACGAAAGUGGCUAAGAGUGGAGCAGUGGACAGACUAACAGACACUUCCAAGUACACGGGCUCUCACAAGGAGCGCUUUGACGAGAGCGGCAAAGGAAAAGGAAAGGGCGGACGCGAGGAGCUCGUAGAGAACACUGGCUAUGUUUCAUCAUACAAGAAUGCAGGGACUUAUGAUGAGAAGACCAAAACCAAGUGAAGGUCGAUAGGCUCGUGGAACAUGUGAGGAAUCAGGAAGAGCUCCAUUUCCAGCUCCAUCAGCGCUUACAUCUGGACCAAAGGCAGACCUGAACUUUGUCAUGUUGGAAGCGAGUCAAUGUCAGGAAAUUAUGUAAACAUGUCUGGGGUCUCCGGAUGCAGUUAUAUAGAUGCAUUGAUGUUACUGUUUUGUUAUUUUAAAAUGUUUCUGCAUAAUAUGUUAAAUUUGUUCUCAAAUUUGUACAUCUGGCCAAUUUAAACGUUCAUACUGAAACAAAACAUGAUUAUUUUUCCUCUC
Clarias gariepinus (North African catfish) is the source of this 996-nucleotide messenger RNA. RefSeq names its product tubulin polymerization-promoting protein family member 3 (gene tppp3). The transcript has 4 exons. Lineage: Eukaryota; Metazoa; Chordata; Actinopteri; Siluriformes; Clariidae. The record is from RefSeq and is a predicted model, not a curated record. Gene Ontology annotation, biological process: positive regulation of protein polymerization; microtubule polymerization; microtubule bundle formation. Gene Ontology annotation, molecular function: tubulin binding. Bases 166 to 699 code for a protein of 177 amino acids. Gene Ontology annotation, cellular component: microtubule.